GGUUGCGGGAGCGUCGUCGAUCGUCCCAUGCAGAGCUCAUUCAACCUCCGGCCUGUUCUGCACUAAUUAUACGCACAUCUCGCAUUUGUGCGAGUCUCUCGUUGUGUAACCUUUGUAUAGUCGAACGAGUCGAAUUGGGCACGAUGGGGGUGUGCGUGCGCGUAAUAAUGCGCGCGAGCAAAAGGUUCCAGGCGAAGAUCGAGAUCGCCAAACUGGGGGAGAUGGCAAGGAAGAAAAACACACAUCCACCUCCUCUUUUCGUCUUCUCCUCUCAAAGAGAGGUGAGGAGACGAUCGUCGGAAAAGAGCGACGAGUGAUGAUGACCACCAACGAACGUUAAUCCCCCCUUUCUGCCACGAGCCUUUCUUGGCGCCUUGACACUAACACCGUUGUUUUUUUGUUCCCGUUUGUUUAUAUAUACACGCGGUCUGGCCGCAUAGCGCGAGACGUACAAGCUGGAGGCGAUGGCGAAAGACAGGGGCUACCCACCCUUGUCGCGAACGGUGGAGGUACAGAUUGACGUUGUGGACCGUGCGAAUAAUCCGCCCGUAUGGGACUACGUAGUGUACGGCCCGAUCUACAUUAAAGAGAACAUGGCCGUCGGGGCUAAAGUUGUGUCUAUUAAAGCCAGCUCUGGAAUCGACAAUAAUCCGACGGUCUUUUACCACUUAAUGCCCGGUUCCACGGCUCAGACGAACAAGUUUCAUACGUUUUACCUUCAGCAACGCCCUGACCAAUCGUCAACUUGGGCUGACAUUAAGGUCAACCACCCGCUGGACUAUGAGAGCAUAAAAGAAUACAAUCUCACCAUACGAGUGGAGAAUAAUGGAGCUCAGCAGCUCGCUUCCGAAGCGACCGUGUACAUCAUGCUGGAGGAUGUUAACGACGAGAUACCGCUGUUCACCGAACGAGAACAGGAAACCGUACUUGAGGGUGAACCGGUGGGCAGCAAAGUCACCCAGGUGAACGCGAUCGACAAGGAUGGGACAUUCCCCAAUAAUCAGGUCACAUAUUACGUGGUGGAGAGCGACAGGAACGAGGGCAAGGAUUACUUCGAGAUCAACAGGGAGACCGGCGAGAUCUUCACAAAAGUAAUGUUCGAUCGCGAAAAGCAGGGCGCAUACGCCCUCGAGGUGGAGGCCAGAGAUGGAGCACCAUCCGCGCGACCCAACGGCAACGGUCAUCCUAAUUCAGUAACGAAAUUCAUCCGCAUCGGGAUAGCCGACAAGAACGAUAAUCCCCCAUACUUCGACAAGGGCCUCUACGAGGCUGAAGUAGACGAAAAUGAGGACAUUCAGCACACGGUACUCACCGUCACCGCCAAAGAUCACGACGAGUCCUCGCGUAUUCGAUACGAGAUCACGAGCGGGAACAUAGGCGGCGCAUUCGCCGUGAAAAACAUGACCGGCGCCAUUUACGUCGCGGGUGCGUUGGACUAUGAGACGAGGAAGAGGUACGAGCUUCGGCUUACUGCCUCGGAUAACUUGAAGGAGAAUUACACGACGGUUGUAAUUCACGUGAAGGACGUAAACGACAACCCGCCCGUCUUCGAGCGACCAAAUUACAGAACACAAAUUACCGAGGAAGACGACAGGACUCUGCCGAAACGCGUACUCGGGGUAACUGCGACUGACGGCGAUAAGGACAGACCGCAGAACAUUGUCUACUUCCUAACCGGGCAAGGUAUCGAUCCCGAUAAUCCUGCUAACAGCAAGUUCGAUAUUAAUCGCACCACUGGAGAAAUCUUUGUUCUGAAGCCGCUUGACAGAGAUCAACCGAAUGGUCGACCGCAGUGGCGAUUCACCGUGUUUGCUCAAGACGAGGGUGGAGAAGGUCUCGUGGGUUAUGCCGAUGUUCAAGUUAAUCUCAAGGACAUCAAUGACAACGCUCCAAUAUUCCCGCAAGGGGUCUACUUCGGCAACGUCACUGAGAACGGCACCGCAGGAAUGGUUGUGAUGACGAUGACAGCCGUGGAUUACGAUGAUCCAAGCGAAGGCACGAAUGCAAGGUUGAUUUAUUCUAUCGAGAAGAAUGUCAUUGAGGAAGAGACUGGCUCGCCCAUUUUUGAGAUUGAACCGGACACUGGUGUAAUCAAGACCGCGGUAUGCUGCUUGGACAGAGAACGCACACCGGAUUAUUCUAUACAAGUCGUUGCAAUGGAUGGAGGGGGGUUAAAAGGUACCGGGACGGCAUCGAUACGGGUAAAAGAUAUAAACGAUAUGCCACCGGCAUUUACGAAAGAGGAGUGGUUUACCGAGGUGGACGAGACGGAAGGGCCAGAUCUUCCUGAAAUGCCGAUACUCACUGUUACCGUUCACGAUGAAGACGAAACCAAUAAAUUCCAGUACAAGGUAAUCGAAAACAGCGGCUAUGGCGCCGAUAAAUUCACCAUGGUACGAAAUAACGAUGGCACAGGAUCGUUGAAAAUUGUACAAUCGUUGGACUAUGAGGACCAACUGCAAAGUAACGGCUUUAGAUUUAGGAUACAAGUGAAUGAUAAGGGCGAAGACAACGAUAAUGAUAAAUACCACGUGGCUUAUUCAUGGGUAGUUGUGAAAUUGCGAGAUAUUAACGAUAAUCAACCGCAAUUCGAGAAAGCCAAUAUUGAGACUACCGUUCCGGAGAAUGCUCGCAUAGGUAGUAGCUUGGAAACGUUCAAGGCUACUGAUCCGGACCAAGGUGGAAAGAGCAAAGUCUCCUAUUCUAUCGACAGAAGUUCGGAUCGAAAGAGGCAAUUCUUCAUCAAUGAAAAUGGCACGGUGUCGAUACAAAGAAGUCUUGAUCGCGAAGAAACUCCUCGACAUCAGGUUAAAAUUUUGGCAAUUGAUGAUGGAAUACCACCUAAGACCGCAACAGCCACCUUGACAGUCGUUGUACAAGACAUUAAUGACAAUCCGCCGAGAUUCCUUAAGGAUUAUCGACCAGUUUUACCGGAAUAUGCACAAACGAAAAAGGUCGUCGAGAUUCUCGCUACCGAUGACGAUGACCGAUCGAGGAGUAAUGGCCCUCCAUUCACCUUUAGGAUGGAUCCUAAUGCAAACGAUGUUAUCAGAGCUAGCUUCAAAGUUGAAAGCGAUAACAAGGGUGCCAACGGAGAUGGAAUGGCUGUAGUAUCAUCCUUGCGAUCCUUUGACAGGGAACAACAGAAGGAGUUUUUAAUCCCCAUCGUUAUCAAAGAUUCUGGAAAUCCUUCCAUGUCCGGGACCAGCACCUUGACGGUUAUCAUAGGAGAUGUUAAUGAUAAUAAAAUGCAGCCUGGUUCCAAGGAAAUCUUUGUAUAUAAUUACGCUGGACAAUCGCCGGAUACUGAAAUAGGUAGGGUUUAUGUGUACGAUUUGGACGACUGGGAUUUGCCGGAUAAGAAAUUUUAUUGGGAGGGAUUGGAACACGCACAAUUUAGACUCGACGAGGAUACAGGAAUGAUUUACAUGAAGUCCGGUACGCACGACGGAAAAUAUCAUCUACGAUUUAAGGUCUACGAUCGGAAACAUACGCAAACAGAUGUACCUGCAAACGUAACUGUCACUGUGAAGAGUAUUCCACACGAAGCAGUAUUAAACUCCGGUUCGGUUCGAAUAUCCGGGAUAACGGAUGAGGACUUUAUUCGUGUCUGGAAUUAUCAGAAUCAAACUCUGUCGCGGAGCAAAGCGGAUCUAUUUAGGGAUAAGCUGUCGCAUCUGUUGAACAUUGACAGGGAUAACGUAGAUGUAUUUAGCGUCCAAUUAAGAAGAGUACAUCCACCAUUAACAGAUGUUAGAUUUGCUGCACAUGGUUCGUUGUACUAUAAACCAGUUAGGCUUAAUGGCAUUGUGCUUAUGCAUCGUGAAGAGAUCGAGAAAGACGUGGGUAUCAACAUAACUAUGGUCGGCAUCGACGAAUGUUAUUAUGAGAACGAAAUGUGUGAAGGAAGUUGUACGAACACCCUUGACAUCAGCAACCUGCCGUACAUGGUGAACGCAAACAGGACUGCCCUUGUCGGCGUACGCGUGGACGUGAUAGCCGAGUGUACUUGCGGAGCGCGAAACUUCAGUAAAGGAGAGUCCUGUAGGAAUAGUCCUUGUUACAAUGGCGGACGCUGCGUGGAAGAUCGGUUUGGAUUGUCGUGUCAAUGUCCAUCUGGCUACAAUGGUCCGAGAUGUCAACAAACGGCGAGAAGUUUUCGAGGCAACGGUUGGGCAUGGUAUCCCGCUUUAGAGAUGUGCGAUAACAGUCACUUGAGCUUUGAAUUUAUUACGAGAAAGUCCGAUGGAUUAUUAUUGUACAAUGGUCCAAUCGUUCCGCCUGAAGUCGACGAAGUAAUGGUUUCUGAUUUUAUUUCGGUCGAAUUGGAACGCGGUAUACCGAGGCUGCUGAUCGAUUUUGGAUCCGGCACUUUGGAAUUGAAGGUGAAACCAAAGAAAACCUUGGAUGACGGCGAAUGGCACCGACUUGAUAUUUUCUGGAAUACAGAGACCGUAAAACUCAUCAUCGAUUACUGCAAAUCCGCGGAUAUAUCCGAAUUAGAGGACGGGAGUCCACCAGAGUUCAAUGACACCAGUUGUCAGGCCACGGGAACAGUACCGCCGUUCAAUGAAUAUCUAAACGUGAACGCGCCAUUGCAGAUCGGCGGUCUUUAUGUGGAGCAAUUUGAUCCACAGCACUAUAAAUGGAAACAUAUGCCGGUUGGCAAGGGCUUUGACGGCUGCAUUAAGAACCUCUUCCACAAUAGCAAGCUGUACGAUCUCGCUCAUCCGGGUCUGUCGCGAAAUAGCGUCGCUGGUUGCAUCCAGACAGACGAGGUCUGCAAUAAUCAAGAAACGACGUUCCGCUGUUGGGAGCAUGGCACUUGUGUGGGCAGUUAUACCGAGGCGAGAUGCCAGUGCAAUCCUGGCUGGACCGGUCCAGGAUGCAUGACGCCGACGAUUCCGACCACCUUCAAGCCACAGAGCUACGUCAAAUACGCAUUGUCUUUCGAACCGGACAAAUAUUCUACUCAGGUGCAACUCAGAUUCCGUACUCGCGAAAUUCACGGUGAACUCUUCAGAGUGAGCGAUCAGCACAACAGGGAAUACGCCAUUUUGGAAAUUAAAGACAGCAGACUGCACUUCAGAUAUAAUCUGAACAGUCUUAGAACAGAAGAGCGAGAUAUCUGGCUCUCGGCGAUAGCCGUUGAUGAUGGACAAUGGCAUACAGUCAGAGUAUCCAGAUACGGAUCUGCAGCGACUCUAGAACUCGACGGUGGCGAAGGACGAAGAUUCAACGAGACCUUCUCCUUCGAAGGUCAUCAAUGGCUUCUGGUAGACAAGCAAGAAGGUGUUUAUGCCGGUGGCAAGGCGGAAUAUACUGGCGUUCGUACAUUUGAAGUUUACGCAGACUAUCAAAAAGGUUGCUUGGACGAUAUAAGAUUAGAAGGAAAACAUCUUCCACUACCUCCCGCCAUGAACGGUACUCAAUGGGGUCAAGCAACGAUGGCGCGAAACUUGGAAAGGAAUUGUCCAUCGAAUAAACCGUGCGCCAACGUCAUUUGCCAAGAUCCUUUCGAGUGUAUCGAUCUUUGGAACGAAUACGACUGCACUUGCGGAGAAGGAAGGAUUCCGUCACCGGAUAACAAAGGAUGCAUGGAUAAAAAUGAAUGCAUCGAUUACCCCUGCCUGAAUGGUGGCAGAUGCAUCAAUCAAGAUCCUCGAUACCGAUAUCGAUGCAUCUGUCCUGAUGGUUUCUGGGGCGAGAACUGCGAACUGGUGCAAGAAGGCCAAACUCUCAAGCUCAGUAUGGGCGCGCUGGCAGCUAUUCUUGUCUGUCUUUUGAUUAUUCUUGUUCUCGUGUUGGUAUUCGUCGUUUACAACAGAAGACGAGAAGCUCACAUAAAAUAUCCUGGUCCAGACGAUGACGUGAGAGAGAAUAUUAUCAACUAUGAUGACGAGGGUGGCGGAGAGGAUGAUAUGACCGCGUUCGAUAUCACGCCCCUGCAGAUUCCGAUUGGUGGCCCGAUACCGGAAAUGGGCGGCAAGAUACCUCCGUGUAAAGUAGCAUAUCCACUUGGACCGGAGCCGAAUGUCGGUAUCUUUAUCGAGGAUCAUAAGAAGAGGGCUGAUAGCGAUCCGAACGCACCGCCUUUUGACGAUUUGCGGAAUUACGCUUACGAAGGCGGCGGAAGCACCGCGGGUUCUCUAGAAUCAUUAGCCUCUGGUACAGAUGACGAGCAACACGAGUAUGAAUAUUUAGGCGCCUGGGGUCCGAGAUUCGACAAACUGGCCGAUAUGUAUGGUCCUGCGGAGGAGAGUGAAGAAGAGGACUAAAUUAGCAUCCAAAAGCCGAGUCUCUACAUUACACUACAUCGAGUCACGCGAUUCAUAUCAUCCGAAUAAGUGCUCAUGCGAUUUUGAUCAAGGCGACCUGAUCUGUCACGUCGGAUGGCCAGGGAUCUAUCACGAACAUUUGAAGGAUCCCGAAGGAUACACGCGUCCUUCGUCGAGAGUGAUAAAUAAAUCCUCGACAAACGAGAAACGGCAACAUUCUCAUAGCUGUGCGGUUAGUGAAAGUACUAUGACAUGCGACGUUAAACAUUACGUCAUCUGUCAUGUCAUCCGCGGUGCGUGCACAAAAACACACACAACACAUGCACAUACCAUACAUACUCGGGAUCGAAAACGAAGGUUGCAAUAAUGCUGGGAUGAUUAAUGGUAGAGAUGGUUAAUGAAAAGGCGGAGAGAAAAAGGUCGCAGCAUACCUAUCUGUAUAGUACGUUAUGUAACGUAAAACGUAGUGAAAUAUCCAAAGAUACGCGACGAGACUUUUUCUAACAGACUUCCCCUACUCCUCAUUGCAUCAAUUCCUCGCUCAUCGGUUAUCAUCGGGGUAAAUUACUCCCUCGCGUGCGUACACUUAUAUAUACAUAUAUACGUGUAGGUGUUUAUCGCGUUGUUGUCAUCAGUGUUGGAUCUUAGAUCAGCGUGUCGUUCUCGCGCAACGGGAUCGUUUACUUAUUUAUUUAUCGUCGCGAUUUGGACGAACGCGUUAAAUGUGUUGUAACGGCGUUAAUCAAGGGCAUUCUCACACACAUACACAUGCAUACAUACAUAUAGACAGAGACACAUGCACACAUUAACACGAUAUCGUUCUCUUGGCGUGUUAUGAUUCGUCAACGCGGCUACCGUCGCGUAAAUUUUUCGUUUCUUUGUUCUUCUGCACGAGUCCCACAGGACGUAUCCUCGAUGAGUACAUUUCAUUGUCCUGAACAUGGAGGAAUUUUAAAAGCAGUGCACUCUCGUUCGUAACGGACGAUCCUACCGUAGAUAGUCUGCUAUAAUAGGAAUUAACGUUAAGAUAUCAUUAGUUGUCGCGACAUCGGCUCAUUGUCGUCAUCGUCAUCGUCAUCGCCAUCCUCAUUAGUGAUAGUAUUAUAUACUAUUAAAUAUUAUAAUAUAUAUUAUAAAUAUUUAUAUAUAUAGAGAAAGAGAAGGACGCACGACGAAGCGGAAAAAAGAGAAUGAUUCACGAGAAAGUUCAAGAAAAGAGGGAAAAGGAACUCGCGUUGACAGAGAGAAAGCACGAGUUUACCGUGCGCGUAAUGUAAUUAUUAUAAUUUUAAUAUAGCGGACAUAAAAAGUCUAAGUAUAAAUACAAAUAUAUAUAAAUAUAUAUAAAUAUAAAUAUAAAUACAAAUAUAUAUUAUACAUACAGACAGAGGACACGUACGAACAUACAGACAACACGAGAAAUGAGAUGAUACGCAUCCACUAAACUAUGCUCACGUUGAUAUAUCUCGAAAUAGUUUUAAUAUUUAUUUUACGUCAUCGAAGAGAGGGGAAAUAUAAGAGAAUUCGGAGCGCGAAAGAACACGGCACGACGAGUUAUAUGAGAUACGCGUGCAUGAGGAGGGAGCUAAGAGCGGAGGGAGAAAGAAAUGUGGUAGGAUUUUGGAUUCUAGUCAUCCCGAAUGUAUCGACGUUGCAUCGUUUCAAUGUAGUCUGGAUUUCCUAAACAUUUUCCCGCAUUUGGACCUUAUAUGAGGAAUGAUUUCCUGAAAAAUAACAUUUGUAUAUUAAAACUAUAAAGAUUCUAUCUAAAAUUCACCAGAGUUUCUAUGAAUAUUCGAUAAAUUGCUGAAAAUUCUCUUUUGUUUUUACUUAAGAAACUGUGUGAUUUAAAAAAAAAGAUAAAAAUCAAUAUAUGAAAAAAAUAGAGGAAAAAAACUAUUGUCAAUACGAUUUUUAAAUCAGAUCAAAUGCGCACUAAUUUGUGAAUUAAGAAGAACUUCGGAUUUUUUAUCUCGACAAAAUUAGAAGAAUCGAUUGUGUAUGCGCCGAGAAUAAAAGUGAACAAUCGACCUAAGAAAAAGAUUCCUAACACGAGGCAAGCCUCGACGCAAAGUCCUCGUGCACGCUCGAUUGUGUCGUCGCGCCUUUCGCGGAAAGGACUUUCCACGCACCGAGCCCCGACUGAAACCUGUAAAAUUCUCAACGGGAAUUAUUAAUAGUCAAUUUACCAGUUAGAGAGAGAUGGCGUUAUAAAGAUGUACGUCGUAAGCACUUGUACGAAUAUUGUAAUUAACAUGUGUAUGAGUGUGCCGGCGCGCGCAGUAUUCUGCGUCACUGCGCAACGCUGUAUAACUGUCCUACCAAUGAUCGUGUUUGCGUAUAGUUUCUCAACGAAUUUGUGAUAUUAAGUUGCGUAUAUUUACCUAUCUAAACACACGUCCCGCGUACAAUCGUUGCUCCCGAGGACUGCGAGCACCGAGCUCUGACGAGUACCCAACGAAGCAAAAGAGAAUUUUUCUAAACAUUUAUAAUGUUUGAGUAUCCAGUAACCAGUUUCAAGGGCAACUAUAAAUAAUAGUUGCUGCAAUUUCCAAUUUCUUUGUUCCUAAAUUGAGCAGUAGAUUACGUAAAGAUUAAUGUAUGACUUAAUGUGAUAGCAUUUUGAUAUAGAAAUAGAUUUUUUUCGAACUACAACGAAUGUCCGACGUAAGUUUAUCACUGAAUUAUGAUACGGCAAUAAUCCUAGCGAGCAAUAAGUUCACUAGCAAUAGAUGCAAUUUUAGUUUCACGUGUUUAAUCGUUGUUUGUCAUCUUGAGCUUGUGUUUAUAAUAAAAUUUGAUUGCAUAAAUCUUGCGUAGAAAAAAGAAAGAUAUAUUUUAUGCUACAAAAUUGACAAUAAGGUUUAUUUAUACUUAUUUUUUGGGAGCUUUAAAGAAAUCGCCGAAAAUCUUUCCACAUAUUAAAUUUUAAUUAGUUAUAAUCGUACACAUUUUAUGACUUUUGUAUAUAUACGAUGUUUAUUAUUUAAAGAACUGUCAUGAUCUCUCGGUGCCCGCACGCCCGAUUUAUUGAAGCCCACCGUUCAUCCUAGAUCCUUUAGUCUAUCCAUUCUUUGUCAUGUGCUCGAUCCCGUAAAGUAGAUUCUAAGCAGAGACAGUAUUUAAAUGGGGAUUAUUAUUGAAGGACGAAAGAAUUAUCGUUGAGUAACUGUAUUGAGUAGCGCGCAAGUGCGUGUUGCGUGUGUGCAGUGGCAAAAAGAAAAAAAAAAGGAAAGACAACCUGAUUAUACGAGUGAACACAUCGAUGAUAUGCGAUCGAUCGCUCGUUUGAUUCGAGGAUCAAGAAAGAGGCAAAAAUUCUGAUCCUUUUAUUUUAAACAUAUUAUCCAAAAUAAUAAGUCUCAAUCUAAUAUAAAAAAAAAAAAAAAAUGAUCGUUAAAUGUCAAUUUCGAUAUCUGGAGUGAAUUGUUCUAAACAGAUUUCACAUAACAAAAUUUUCGUAUUAACUGAUAUAGUAGUUAAUUUCGCACACCCCGAAACAUCCUUUUCGUUUUACGCAAAAACUUGUGAUAGCGAUUAAUUGCGUGUCUAUGCGUCGACGAGACUCGAAGUCUCCUCCGUUCGCUCGACCCGUACACCUCGAGAAUUUUGCGUAAAAGCUUCGCGAAGGACUAUAGCAAGCGCUUAGCGAGAGACGAUAGCAAGAGAUGGAAUAUAAAGUUUCAAAGGUUGAAGGAAUGCAGAGAUUGAAACCGGUAUACCAAUAAAUAUAUAUGAGAUAUCUUAAAGACAUUUAAAAUACACGCCUUUGAAAGAUUAA
Messenger RNA from Cataglyphis hispanica, 10059 nucleotides. RefSeq names its product neural-cadherin-like. Gene Ontology annotation, molecular function: cadherin binding; calcium ion binding. The record is from RefSeq and is a predicted model, not a curated record. The transcript has 27 exons. Gene Ontology annotation, biological process: homophilic cell-cell adhesion. Gene Ontology annotation, cellular component: plasma membrane; catenin complex. The coding region runs from base 465 to 6278 and encodes 1937 amino acids. NCBI's taxonomy places the organism in Eukaryota, Metazoa, Arthropoda, Insecta, Hymenoptera, Formicidae.